GGAAGUUGGCCGUCCACUUAUCUCCUCCCUCCUUCGCCUGCUGCCAGAUAACAGCCCCAACAGUUGGAUCAAGUGCCAGCUAGUCAUGACCGCAACCUGGACAAAACACUCUAACCGUCUCCUCUGCAACCCAGAAAGAGUCUCUGUUCGGUGUGUUUUGGCUAGUAGGCAGACUGAAGUUGGCGCUGCUCGUUUUUCAUAGUGGAAGUUUGGCAGCAGGCUAUGUAAAGAACUUCUAAAGAAGUGACACACUGACGACAAAGAGGAAGGCAGUAGGGAGAGACGGGAGGGACGCAUCCAUCGGUUCCAGCGGGCAGAGGCGGUACACGGCAUCAUGAGCGUCCCGCUUUACGCACCGACUCCCAUCCAGCCAGCUCACCCGACUCCCUUCUACAUCGAAGACAUUUUGGGGAGGACUGCCAGCACCGCCACCUCGUCUGCCCCGUCUUCUACCUUCUCCACCUCUUCAUCAUCCUCCUGCUCCACUCCGGUCAUCCCCACGCCGACUCUUCCGUCACCUAACUCGUCGUUUACAAGUCUGAUCUCGCCGUACCGGACGCCAAUUUAUGAACCCACACCGAUCCACCCGGCGCUGUCGCACCACGCCGCACUGACAGCGACGUACGCCUCUGCCGGGGCUUUCACCGGCUCCAUCUACCCGUUCCACCACCAGCACCACCGCUCCAUGGGGGAGUAUGCACAGGCGCUGCUGAGGCACGACCCUAUCGGGAAGCCGCUGCUGUGGACGCCCUUCAUCCAGCGGCCCCUGCAUAAAAGAAAGGGCGGCCAGGUCCGUUUCUCCAACGACCAGACCAUCGAACUGGAGAAGAAGUUUGAGACGCAGAAGUACCUCUCACCUCCGGAAAGAAAAAGACUGGCCAAAAUGUUACAGCUCAGCGAGAGACAGGUUAAAACCUGGUUCCAAAAUCGUCGAGCUAAGUGGCGAAGACUUAAGCAGGAAAAUCCUCAAGGGGGGAAGAGGGAGGUGGAGGACGACAGUUCCGGCGGAAUGAGUACUAAAGGUGAAGAGCUACGGAGUCAGGAGCAAAGGCAGACGGGCCCGGCGGACCACUGUGUCCUCCCUGUGUCCUCGCAGGAGCCCCACACGGUGCUGGACUCCGACGUGUCGGAUGAUACAGACCAAGAGCUGGACAUAGAGGACGAUGAUGAGUUCACACUAAACCCCCAGUUCUGAAAUCAUACUCUGUUCAGUAAGGAUCCUCUCGGACUUUGGGUGCUAAACCCCUUCAGUCCCCCCCCCCCCCUCAUCUGUCAGGUCACUGAACCCCCCAACGAUGGCAAGAUGAUAGACUUGUUCCUGCUCUCGGCCAGGACUAAGGUAAAAUCCAGUCCAAAAGGGAUCUCACAUUUCAUUUUCCACCAGUGCCUUUCAACGCGACUUCCUUCUCGGUUUGAACUUUUGCAUAUAUAAUGCAUAGUACUCUGCAAUAUUUGUGCUGAUUGUGUCUCAAUGACGGUCACUGUAAAUGAAUAGUAGACCUGUAGUUUAGUUUCUGUGUACUGUAGCAUGUAUCUUUUCUGAUGAUAAACGCUCUUAAGUGUAUAAGCCUUGGCCUUCUAAUGUGAUAGGGCCAUUCAUUAAACAGCGAUGUUAUGUAACCAAGAUUUUGUUUUGUUUGGUGAGGCCCAAUAAAACUAUUUUGUGAUAAAUAUGA
Messenger RNA from Mugil cephalus (flathead mullet), 1676 nucleotides. It is a transcript of the gene hhex, whose product is annotated as hematopoietically expressed homeobox. Gene Ontology annotation, biological process: cell differentiation; regulation of transcription by RNA polymerase II. Gene Ontology annotation, molecular function: RNA polymerase II cis-regulatory region sequence-specific DNA binding; DNA-binding transcription factor activity, RNA polymerase II-specific. NCBI's taxonomy places the organism in Eukaryota, Metazoa, Chordata, Actinopteri, Mugiliformes, Mugilidae. Bases 335 to 1195 code for a protein of 286 amino acids. The transcript has 4 exons. The record is from RefSeq and is a predicted model, not a curated record.